Molecule: messenger RNA, 1377 nt
Organism: Pelagomonas calceolata
Lineage: Eukaryota; Pelagophyceae; Pelagomonadales; Pelagomonadaceae
Source: the annotation of a GenBank genome assembly
CUGCCAUCGAAUGUGAUCGAGGUCUCAGCGCUGCCACAGGGCCGCCGCGUGCCUAUUUGCUGGCUCAGAAGUCGCACGGCUCACUGGUGGUUGCCGGUGUGCAAUCGAACGUUCAGCCGUACGCCAGCCGCCGCGCAAUCACACGCCAAAGCCAGCGGCCGAAUUUUCACGCGCAAUCACCAUGCGCUUAGCACUCACACUCCUCAUCAUCACCACGACAAGGGCCCAGCCCCAGCUCUGGCGCGACUUGAAAGAGCGCAACGAGCGCUUCGCGAGGAAGCCGAUCCGGCCAACGAGGCAGACGCGCGGCCAAGCUAGAAUAACGCCGCGCAAGCCCCAGUUACCUCAUUUGCAAUAUCGAAAGCACGAGCUCGAUUAUGCCAGCCACCACGCCUAUGUUGAUUUCGAGCACAAGUUGCUGUACUGCGCGAUCCCCAAAGUCGCGUGCACGGAGUUCUUUCGUUUGUUCCACCGCAUGGCCGAUUCCAAAAAAAAGUGUGCCACCGUGGGCCAAUGUGCGACUCAAAUGACCGAACGGCAGCGCAACCGCUGGAAGGGCGACCCGCACUUCCGGCCCGACAAACCAAUUCUCAACAAAGUCGCGACGCCCGAGGAAGCCACGCACGCCAUGAACGACAAAAACUUCACGAAAUUCGUGUUUUUCCGGGACCCUGCGGAGAGGUUACUUUCAGCAUAUUUGGACAAGUUCGAGCACGGGUCGAGGUAUCGCGUCGGGUAUGGUUUACGUAUCUUCAAAGAUCCGAAGAUGAACUUUUCGGGGUUUGUGGAACGGAUUGAGAGAGUGAACAAACGAAGAUCAAACCCAGAUGGGUUGCACCCGCACACGAACCCGCACUGGCGGCCGCAGCGCUUCAUGUGCAAUUUGGAGAAGUUUUUACCGCUGUACACCUUCGUGGGGUCCUUUACUCAUCUGAGGGAGCACACCGAGUUGAUGCUGAGACAGGCUAACUUGUGGGAGGAGUUCGGUGCGCGUGGGUGGCCGCUCAAAGCACCAGGAGGUUCAGGGAAGGUGCCGGCGCGGGGGCCCACCGGUAGUAUGUUUCAGAAGAACACGGCCUGGCACGCCGAUGGUACUUCCAGCAAAACGGAGCAGUACUACACGCCCGAGCUCCUUGCUCGUGUGAGAAAAGCCUACGCCAUGGACUACGAGAUGCUUGAAUCUAUCAACGCUUUGGGUUCGGAACCGACGACGGGCGCCGCGUGGGCUGCCUCAUUGAAUGCGAAGCAGAAGCUCUGGCACUUCGACCGCGGCUUUUAUGAUGAGGCGCUCAAGCCGCCCGAGUCAAAGUGUCCUGAAAAGCCCUAUAGCUGUUAAUUUUGAAUUUUGUCAACUCGCGACGAUGGCGUCACGGCGAG